AUGGCAGAGGAGCCUAGAGAUACUCGGGACGACAAGUCCUCGGCGGGAGGAGGCUCUGCUGAGCCGCCCAAGAGGAUCCCCAGGGGAGUGGUCCUGGGCCCGGAUGGCAAACCAUGUCGGAAUUGCACGUCUUUCGCCGCGUGGGCCGCCCAGACAAAGGACACUCUCAAGCACGAAUCUGCACGGACACCAACGGCGACACAAGGGCCUCCGGCCGACUGCCCUCCGGACGUCGAGACACUUGGCCGGAGCACGUGGACUCUGCUGCACUCGAUCGCGGCUCAGUACCCGGAGCAGCCGUCCAGGGGCCAGCAGUCGGACCUCCUCAGCUUCGUGGGCCUGUUCUCCAAGCUGUAUCCGUGCUGGGUGUGCGCCGAGGAUUUUCAGGGCUAUCUACAUCGCGAUGCGCCCAAGGUUGGUAGCAGGGACGAGUUUGGCAAGUGGCUGUGCGGUGCACACAAUGAGGUGAACCGCAAGCUUGGCAAGGCCGAGUUUGACUGCUCCAAGUGGGAAGAGAGAUGGCGGACUGGCUGGAAGGAUGGCCGCUGCGAUUGA
This is a messenger RNA of Fusarium vanettenii 77-13-4, 555 nucleotides long. RefSeq lists its product as uncharacterized. The coding region runs from base 1 to 555 and encodes 184 amino acids. Gene Ontology annotation, cellular component: mitochondrion. The transcript has 3 exons. NCBI's taxonomy places the organism in Eukaryota, Fungi, Ascomycota, Sordariomycetes, Hypocreales, Nectriaceae. The record is from RefSeq and is a predicted model, not a curated record. Gene Ontology annotation, molecular function: flavin adenine dinucleotide binding; flavin-dependent sulfhydryl oxidase activity.